AUGAAACCUCGCAAAAAGAAACCUAAAGGCCCCGAGAUGGAGGAUGCCCUCUGUUGCUGCGAGUACCUGGAUCGGACGGGGGAGCGAAGCCACCUGACGGCCUGUCUUUGUAACUGUGAGGACCUCGAUGAAUGCUGUGAAAGGUGGCUGACUUGCCGACCCUUGCCCCCUGGGAAUUUAGAAAGAAUUGCAGACACCUUCACGGACCGCUUCCGCUUCCCAUGGCCCAGGGGGGCUCUGAAGAUCGAUAUCAGCCUCCUCCCGCCAAUUAUCCUGCUGCCCGUCUUCCUUCACAUAGCAGCCUUGCACUUCCUCCUGGCGCUCAUCAUCCUGGUAUCGCUUCCUGUCCUGGUGCUGUGGUACUACUACCUCACACACAGGAAGAAGGGUCGGACUCUCUUCUUCUUGAGUCUAGGGCUUUUUUCCCUGGGCUAUAUGUACUUUGUGUUCCUCCAGGAGGUGGUUCCCCGUGGCCACGUGGGACGCGGCCAGGUGACAAUUCUCACUUGUGGUUUAAUUGUCAUGCUUGUGGCUCUGUCUCGAGCCAAGAGAGACCCUGGCUACCUUUGCAGCCAAAUGAGCAGUGACAAAGCCCUUUGUCAAGGCAACAGCAACAACAACGUCAUCUCAAGCCAGAAUGGCCUGGGGAGCGCCAACGGGCUUUACAGAGCCACUCUAUCCGGCACUGCUACAAACAGUCACACCGAGGGCCCUUCCGGCCCGUUGAAAGAGGAGCCAGGCGGGGUCACGGAGGACUGGUGCUCCAAGUGUCAGCUUGUUAGGCCAGUCCGAGCUGGGCACUGUCGGAUAUGUGGCAGGUGUGUGAAGAGACUGGACCAUCACUGUGUCUGGAUUAACAGCUGUGUUGGGGAACAGAACCACCAGGCCUUUAUCCUCGCGCUCUCCUUUUUUCUGCUCACCUCAGUAUAUGGGAUUUCUUUGACUUUGGACACGAUCUGUAGGGGGAAAGCCACCAUCAAGGCACUGUUCUACUGCCCUGGGGUCUAUGCAGAUUACAGUUCUGCGCUGUCAUUCACCUGUGUGUGGUAUUGCGCCAUUGUUACCUCUGGAAUGGGCUACAUCCUUCUCAUUCAGCUCUUGAACAUCAGCUAUAACGUGACGGAGAGGGAAGCUCGGAUCGCCCUACGAGAGAACUCUGGGCGCAGGCUGUGCUGCGGGAUGGCGAUAGACACCGGCCAAUACAACCGGGGCUUCCUGCGCAACUGGAUCCAGUUCGUUACCUUGGGCUCUCCCGCUUUGCAGCGCUCCACUGAAGCCAUUGUAUGA
This is a messenger RNA of Euleptes europaea (tarantolino), 1287 nucleotides long. RefSeq names its product zinc finger DHHC-type palmitoyltransferase 23 (gene ZDHHC23). Gene Ontology annotation, molecular function: protein-cysteine S-palmitoyltransferase activity. Gene Ontology annotation, biological process: protein targeting to membrane; peptidyl-L-cysteine S-palmitoylation. NCBI's taxonomy places the organism in Eukaryota, Metazoa, Chordata, Lepidosauria, Squamata, Sphaerodactylidae. The coding region runs from base 1 to 1287 and encodes 428 amino acids. The transcript is spliced from 4 exons. The record is from RefSeq and is a predicted model, not a curated record. Gene Ontology annotation, cellular component: endoplasmic reticulum; Golgi apparatus.